AUGGAUCGGAAAUUCAAACUAGCCGUCAUUACCAGAGUCGAGCGCCAUCCGGAGAUUUGGAACUUCACUUCAGAGGACUACAAAAAACAAGACGACACUUUUUCGAAACGACUGAAGCAUUAUCCUCCUGGCGCCGCAAAAGCGUGGGUUUAUGAUGAUGAGCUACAGUUUCUCAUGACAAGUACGAGCGCUGGAACAUGCAGCUCUGUCACAGAACCUGAUGAGGAAGAACCUGCACAAGAUGUCAAGGGGAAGCACUUCGACAAAGAAGGAAGCGUGACCACCGAAGACGGAUUCACAGAUUCCAGUAGUGUUUCUAUUGCAUCUCCGUCCUAUCGCAAAGUAAAACGGAGUAAUGGUCCUGCAGGCACAGAACGAACAGGAGAAUAUGCCGGAUCGUUUCGACAUUUUAGGUCAAUAUAUCGCCCAGACUCUUCGAGAGCUCUCGCCGGAAGUCUCUUCAGUAAAGAUAUUAGAAAUCACCACGGUCCUUCAUACCUCAACAGCUCCUACUUCUAA
Ostertagia ostertagi is the source of this 519-nucleotide messenger RNA. Lineage: Eukaryota; Metazoa; Nematoda; Chromadorea; Rhabditida; Trichostrongylidae. The record is from the annotation of a GenBank genome assembly.